AUGGAUGAUAAAAGUUACAUUUCCGAUCGAAUAGUUUGUUUACUUUGCGGUUUUGAACCUUCGGUAGUAAAAAAAUUUGCAAUAGAGAGACAUUUUAGAAUUCGUCAUUCAGUCGAAUAUUCCAAUUAUUCGAAUUCAGAAAAAUUGAGUAUUAUCGAAGGAUUGAAAUUAGUGUAUCAAGAAGAUGCAAUACCGUCUGAAAAUUCUUCUCAAAAAUCUUUAAUCGCAUCUUAUGCUAUUUCUUUGCUCAUAGCACAAAAUUCAAAAUCAUUUGCCGAAGGUUCAUUUGUGAAAAACUGCAUCAUCGAAGCAGUGAAAGCUUUCGGUAAUUCCUUAACUCUUGAGGAAGCAAUGAGUAUUCCCCUUAGUGCAAAAACAAUAACGUCAAGAAUUACUGAUAUCAGUAAUUCUGUAAGAGAAAAAUUAAGAAAUCUUUUAAAGUCAUGUAGGUAUUUUUCUUUAUGUCUUGACGAAAGCACCGAUAUUCGACACUUGAGUCAAUUGAGUAUUUUUACUCGAAUCGUGCAAGACGAUUUCUCAUGUGUCGAGGAGCUUUUAGAUUUUGUCUCAUUACAUGAUACAACAACGGGUCUUGAUAUUUUUUUGGCAGUUGAAGACUCACUUAAAAAAUUUGAUGUAGAUUUUAGUAAAUGUUCUUCGAUUACGACGGAUGGCGCGAAAGCUAUGACAGGUUCGAAGAUAGGAUUCGCCGGUCAAUUAAAGCAGCGAAACUUUAACAUCCCUAUUAUACAUUGUAUAAUACAUCAGGAAGCAUUAAGCGGUAAAGUUAUUAAAUUGUCAACAGCUAUGGAGACUAUGUCCCACUUCAUUGUCCAGUACGUUGGCUUAGUGCUGCAAAAUGUUUGGAAACAUUUUUUGCAAUAA
Camponotus floridanus (Florida carpenter ant) is the source of this 885-nucleotide messenger RNA. RefSeq names its product general transcription factor II-I repeat domain-containing protein 2-like. The record is from RefSeq and is a predicted model, not a curated record. Lineage: Eukaryota; Metazoa; Arthropoda; Insecta; Hymenoptera; Formicidae. The coding region runs from base 1 to 885 and encodes 294 amino acids. The transcript is spliced from 3 exons.